Molecule: messenger RNA, 2146 nt
Organism: Leguminivora glycinivorella
Lineage: Eukaryota; Metazoa; Arthropoda; Insecta; Lepidoptera; Tortricidae
Product: proton-coupled folate transporter-like
Exons: 5
Coding region: 255-1760 (501 amino acids)
Biological process (GO): transmembrane transport
Cellular component (GO): membrane
Molecular function (GO): transmembrane transporter activity
Source: RefSeq, a predicted model, not a curated record
UUUGCUCUGGCAUGUGGCAUUUGAUAAAAAUAGCAUUAACAUAACCCAUACAAUAAAAAAACUUUGGCAUAAAUUAAAAGUGGCCGCUCAAGGAUUCUUUAGAACUUUUGAUGUGUUACUGUAAUUAUGGACGAAAACGAGUUUGCUAGAUCCUCUUCGCCUCUUGACCGCUCUCAGUAGUGAUCCGUGUUUACAAACAAACAGACCUUAGCCAACUAAAAUUGAUUUGUGAUAAAGUUAUUCAAUGUUAAAACAUGAAGAACAGUGAACUAGAAUUACGCCCAACGGACAUCAAUGGAAGUGAACCUAAAAGAAAUGGGAACAGUGAACCCAACAACCAACCCAAAUCGUUGCUGGGUAAAAUACGAGCAGCAAUCGCCUUCCUCACCAUAGAACCAUUCUUGCUCUGCUACAUUUUACCCAACUCCAUAUCCAGCAUAGCUGUUCAGAGACUGAACUUGGAGAAAGCGUGCCGCGUCGAUCUUGGACAUACUAAGGAAAAAUGUGACGAAUGGGAUGGCAAUAUAACCAUCCAAAUCCAGUCCAUGGUCGCUGAUAUGACAACAUGGCAAGUACCUUUGACUAGUGCUAUCCCUGCGAUUGUGAUAUUGUUUGUCGGAGCGUGGAGUGACAGCACCGGGAUCAGAAAAGCACUGAUGUUAAUACCGAUAUUCGGAGAGCUGGUGUCAGCAUUUGGUUUAGUUUUGACGACGCAUUACUUCGAAGAGUGGCCGCUUUUUGUCACGGCGCUGAUAGAAGCGCUGCCGACAGCAUUAUCUGGCGGAUUUUCUAUUGCUCUAAUGGGUUCCUACAGUUACCUUGCCGAUGUCACGUCUGUGGAGUCACGUACCUUUAGAAUUGGAAUCGCGGCUGUUAUAGUGACCCUGGGAGCACCAGCGGCAAUCUCUAUUAGCGGAGUGUUGUUGGACGCAAUUGGUUAUUACGGCAUCUUUGGACUAACAACGACUUUGUACGCGUUUGGGCUAUUGUACACUUUUUUCAGAAUUCAUGACGUAAAUCCUAAGAAAACUGAAGGCACUUGGUAUCAGAAGUUGAUAAAUUUCUUUCACCCGAAGAAUGCAUGGGACACGCUUUAUAUUGUGUUCAAAGAUGGUCCGAACCGAACGAAGAUUCUUCUUGUUCUUUUAGCUCAUGUUGUUAUUAUUGGACCUGUCUUUGGUGAAGGAGCGAUGUUGUACCAGUACCUGUUGUUCAAAUACAGUAUGGAUGACGUCGAAAUAAGUCUGUUCUUCACCUUCUCUAUACUUAUUGGUUUAUGUGGCACCGCGGUAGCAGUGACGCUCUUCAGCAAGUUUAUGAAGAUGCAUGACGCCAUUCUGGGCGUCAUAGCGACGACAUGCAAGGUCAUAUCGAGCAUCGUGUACGCACUCGCCCCCACAAGACCUUGGUUUUACUCUGGGCCUUUCUUUGACUUCUUUGGCGGUACGGGGGUGACUGCGAUCAGGUCGCUUGGGACUAAGGUUGUCGCGCCUGAAGAAGUUGCUAAGAUGUGCUCUCUAAUCGGUCUGAUGGAAGCAAUCACUCCAGUAAUCUACACGCCAAUGUACAGCCAGAUGUACAAAGCCACCAUAGAAACGCUGCCAGGUGCUUUCUACUUACUGGGAGGCGCUAUGACGGUCCCAGCGUUCUUUAUAUUCAUAACUCUGUACGUGAUAUACAAGAAAGAAGAACGGGACAAAGUAAAGAACCCCGAAAGCAAGGAGAGAUACGCCCAUGAAAAUGAUGUUACUGCCUUCUGAUUUUUAUGAAAUUGAAAAAAAAAAUGGAUUGUGUCAUUUGUAAUGUCGCGCAGAUUUGUCAAAAGAAUAUGGCGUUAUGAACUAAAGCACUCGACAUCUUGAAUGAAAUUAUCUAUAGGUACAGUCAACCAAUUGGAACUCUAGGCCACUGUAGAACUAUGUCACUGUGACGUUAUAAAUCAGAUUAUAAGAAAUCUCUUACUGCUUGUCAUUUUGACAUGGCUGUAGAGUGGCCUAGGGUUCCAAUUGGUUGACUGUACCUACUCAUAUAUAGACAGUUGGCAAAAACGGUAAAGAUUUCCUUACUCAUAAGGUAAGUUAGCGUGAUAUUGAAACGUCUACGUAUCUAAGAACCCAAUUAGAUGGAGCGCGAACUCGUGCUAUUU